UGUCAGCAUGCGGAGCUGAGCAGGGAUGGAGGCGCGGAGCUGCGGAGUCCGACACAUGAACGCUCUGAGUCUGCUGCUGGUGUGCGUGUGCCCGCUGUGCUGCAGGGGCAGCUGGAUGUGGCUCGGUGUGACGUCACCGGGGGUGGUGGAGAAGCUCGGGUGUUCCAACCUGUCUCUGAGCCCCCGGCAGCGCGAGCUGUGCAGCAGGAAGUCCAUCCUGCUGCCGGGAGUCCGGGAGGCCGCGCGCCUCGGGGUGGCCGAGUGUCAGAGACAGUUCAGGCACGAGCGCUGGAACUGCUCCACCAAUCAGGAGGUGCCCGUGUUCGGGCACGAGCUCACGAGCGGAACCAAAGAGACAGCGUUCAUCUAUGCGGUGAUGGCAGCAGGGCUCGUCCAUGCCGUCACGCGCUCCUGCAGCCAGGGCAACAUGACGGAGUGCGGCUGCGAUGCUCGGCUGCGGGGCGGCGGCUCAGCAGCAGAGGGCUGGCACUGGGGCGGCUGCUCAGAUCACAUCCAGUACGGGACGUGGUUCAGCCGCAAGUUCAUGGACCACACCGUGAAGAACAUGUCGAUGAGCCACAGCAGCUACACGCUGAACACCAUGAACCAGCACAACAGCGAGGCCGGGCGACAGGCGAUCAACAGGACAAUGUCCACAGACUGUCGUUGUCACGGUGUUUCUGGCUCCUGCGCGGUGAAGACAUGCUGGAGGACGAUGGCGCCGUUUGAGCGGGUCGGGACGUAUCUGAAGGACAGAUACGAGCACAGCAUGCAGGUGACUGAGCGAUCCAAGAGGAAGAUGAAGUGGAAGGACCAGCGGCGUCUCCAUGUAGACAAACACCAGCUCAUCUUCCUCAACAAGUCUCCAAACUACUGUCUGGAGGACAGGCGGCGGGGCAUCGCGGGCACCAGAGGGCGCCGGUGCAACCGGACGUCCACGGGGCCGGACGGCUGCAACCUGCUGUGCUGCGGCAGAGGAUACAACACACACGUGGUCAGACACGUCCAGCGCUGCGAAUGCAAGUUUGUGUGGUGCUGCUACGUCCACUGCAGGCGCUGCGAGAGCAUGAACGACAUGCACACCUGUAAGUAACACACCUGGAAACAGAAACAUGUGGAACACGUAGCUCACCUUCAUUCACCUCAGCAUGAUACCUGGUAACAGAAGAACACCUGGAAUAAAAGAAGGAUUUGUGGAAAGAGACAAAUUGGAAAUCUGGAUCUGAAAGAGUGUAAAUAUAGGAAGGACUGAACCUCUCAGGUGAAGACAGAUCCUCAGUACUUGGUUCAUUUACAGCAGCACAUGGCACAGCUUCACCUUCUCUCUUGAUAACAUCACCAUUAGAGUAAACCUGCAGAAAAGUCACAGAAGAAAAGGGUGAGCAGCUGCCUGAGGGCCGAGCAGUGAAGGUGAAGCCUUAAGUUUACCUGUCGAUGUGGCGAGGAGCUCAGAGCGGAGCUGCUGCUCCAUGUGGAAAGAUCCAGGUGAGCCACGUGACAGCCUGCAUGCCUCCUGUGUGAGCUGUUUCAUGUUCACCUGUGAGCAGCAGACCCAGGACAGGAUUUUACUGCCUAAACGUUUUAAUGUUUCAGACUGGACGGACUUCUCCAACGUGAUGUUUCUGAAGCAUUCAGAGUGCCACCAGGAGGAGGAUCAGUGCUGCUGCACACUCAAUCUGAAAAUCUGAAUGACUGAAGCACACCAGAUGGACUCCUGAUCAGUCUCACCAGUUCUGCAGCCCACAGACUGAUUUCAUAUUUUAAAAUAAAGAUAUUUAUGUGUAAAUAAUUUUUAAAAGUUGAUUAUUUGGUAUGGAAUCAUAUUUUUGUAAUUUCUGUCCAAAAAGAAUCAAACUGACAUCAGAAGGUGAAACGAUCCCGUAAAUGUGGACGUGAAGAGUUCUUUGUUCAGUUUCUGUUGGCAAACUUUAUUAACAAAAACAUGAAAACAACAGAACAAAAAGCUGUGAGUUUGUUUAAAGGUUCCGACACAA
This is a messenger RNA of Neolamprologus brichardi, 1994 nucleotides long. It is a transcript of the gene wnt16, whose product is annotated as wingless-type MMTV integration site family, member 16. NCBI's taxonomy places the organism in Eukaryota, Metazoa, Chordata, Actinopteri, Cichliformes, Cichlidae. Gene Ontology annotation, cellular component: extracellular region. Gene Ontology annotation, molecular function: cytokine activity; frizzled binding. Gene Ontology annotation, biological process: multicellular organism development; canonical Wnt signaling pathway; cell fate commitment. The record is from RefSeq and is a predicted model, not a curated record.